Molecule: messenger RNA, 453 nt
Organism: Stylonychia lemnae
Lineage: Eukaryota; Ciliophora; Spirotrichea; Sporadotrichida; Oxytrichidae
Source: the annotation of a GenBank genome assembly
AUGGAAAGAAAUCAACGAAGACCCAGACCUUCAGAACAGAGGCCAAGAAUCAGUCUGUCCAGAUACUAUCGGAUAAUUCAGAUAAGAGGCCUCAUUAAGCUCUAAAAGAUGAGCAAUAAAACAAGAGAUAAGAUAGGCAACAGUUUGAAUUUUUGCUUUAUUACUUUGAUUCUUCUGUAUGUGUUCCUUCACUUCGCUCACAUCAGCUGCUUCUACUCAGUUAAAACUUAUAUCGAUACUAUUGAUAUCUAAAGAGCAAGAUCCAACUUCCUUAACAAGACUGACGACUUGAAACCUAUCUUAAUAGCUGAGGUAUAAUUUUCUCAUCAAUGUAAAUCUUUUAUUAGAGAGAUCCCAUUAAAGGUUGGUGGAAUUCUAAUGUUAAAAAUGUCUAUGAAAGUAUUUAUAGCAAAGGAUUAGAUUAAAAAGAUGAUCUCUUUUUAAACUUCAUGA